AACGUUUGGUCGGUGUAGUUCUCGAUUGUUAUUAAAACGGGUUGUUUCGUCGCGAGUUUAUAUUGUAAUUAAAUUUGUAAAAAAAUAUCAAAAUAAUGUCAACAAAAACAACAAAACCUGCGGCUGCUCCCAAACCCAAAACCAGGGCUGAACUGGUCAAAGGCGUUUGGGCCCAGAUUCAAAGUGUUUUGAAUACAAUUAAUCACACUUUGAUCCUCUUGGUAGCGGUGUUUGUGACGCUGCUGGCACGGAAUUUGGACUUCAAAGAUACGGCGAUGCACAUGUUCAUGACAGUCAUUGGGUGGCACUUUUUGGCAGCCGAGGCCCUGAUGUCCCAUUAUGCCCAUAACCCUGUGACCAGUAAACUAUCACAUCGCAACAAAUCCCGCUUUCAUGGCAUAUUACAAGUAAUUGGUGGUUCUAUGGCCCUCCUGGGAGCUUUGGGUAAAAUUCAAUCCACAGAAGUACAUUUUACCACAUGGCAUGGCAAGAUCGGUCUCGCUUCAACAUUUUUGUGCGCCGCCAGUCUCUUGGGUGGCACCGUCAACUUCUUCCAACCGAAAUUUGCCCACAAAAUCUAUUCACAGGCUGAGAUUAAAUAUCGUCACAAUUUGUUUGGCAUUAUUGGAUUUACUGUGGCCAUGGUCACCGUGAUAUUGGGCUACUAUACUCCAUUCUUUGUUAAAUAUGUUGAUAACAGUGCCAUUCCAGCAUUUGUCUUGGCUUCCGGAUUGGUGUUGCUCUUCACAUUGAUUGGACCCGUCACAUCGUUGUUGGACAAAUUGAAACACAAAAAGAAGAAGUAAAUUUGGAAAAAAAAAACAAGGCGGAAUAGUUUUAAAUGCAAUUAGAAAUUAAAGAGGCUUAAGAACAAUGGAACGUGAUUUUAAUAAAAAAGAAAAACAAUUUUAAAAUCUGAA
This is a messenger RNA of Musca domestica (house fly), 920 nucleotides long. Its product is annotated as transmembrane reductase CYB561D2. The transcript has 3 exons. Bases 96 to 806 code for a protein of 236 amino acids. NCBI's taxonomy places the organism in Eukaryota, Metazoa, Arthropoda, Insecta, Diptera, Muscidae. The record is from RefSeq and is a predicted model, not a curated record. Gene Ontology annotation, molecular function: transmembrane monodehydroascorbate reductase activity.